This is a messenger RNA of Macaca mulatta (Rhesus monkey), 4666 nucleotides long. NCBI's taxonomy places the organism in Eukaryota, Metazoa, Chordata, Mammalia, Primates, Cercopithecidae. The record is from RefSeq and is a predicted model, not a curated record.
UGGCUAAUUCCUGCACUUUUUAAUUUCUUCAUCUGUUGAAAAUGUCUUUAUCUUCUACUGAAAACACUUUUGUUCUUUGGGUGUGUAAACUCGAGCAUCCUCUACUGGGUGGAAAUUUGCCUCUGCAGUAACACAAACAGACUUUUUGAAAUUACAAACACAUUGGAAAGUAUAGGCCUUUCACAUUAGCACAAAUGUUUGAGCGUUUUAUGCUAUAAAGAAUUACAUGCUUAUUGUUUUUGAAAUCCAAAUGUUUAAAGAUACAAGACUUUUUACGUAGAAAGUAAGAUUUACGCAUUACGGGGCACAAAUAUUUAAUAUUUCCCACAACUAGGUUAGAACCGUUAAUCAUAAUUGGUACUGAUUUGUCGGGGGAGUGUAAAACACAUACUAUUUACUUAGAAUAUAAACGUGUAAUGGUAAGUAUUAGGUAGGAAUCAUAGCUGUCUUCUGUGCCGUUGCAAACCUGUAGCCUAACACAAUAUUUGGCAAAUGAGAGCUAUGCAAUUUAAAAAAAAAAAGUGGAAAAAAUAAAAGUAAAUCUAUUAAAACCUAUACUUUGUCGUACUUUCAGAAUUUCUGUGGAAUGUUUAAUCUUCUGUGUCCAUGAAUGUCUGAUACGUUGGCAAAUAAAGUUCUUUUGAAACAGAGUUCAUGUUACCCAGCUAUUCUCUAAACCAUAUUUAUUUAGAGUCAGAAUGGAGCGAUUUGUGGUAACGGCACCACCUGCUCGAAACCGUUCUAAGACUGCUCUGUAUGUGACGCCCCUGGACCGAGUCACUGAGUUCGGAGGCGAGCUGCAUGAGGAUGGGGGAAAACUCUUCUGCACGUCUUGCAAUGUGGUUCUGAAUCAUGUCCGCAAGUCUGCCAUUAGUGACCACCUCAAGUCAAAGACUCACACCAAGAGGAAGGCAGAAUUUGAAGAGCAGAAUGUGAGAAAGAAGCAGAGGCCCCUGGCUGCAUCCCUUCAGUGCAACAGUACUGCGCAGACAGAGAAAGUCAGUGUUAUCCAGGACUUCGUGAAAAUGUGCCUGGAAGCCAACAUCCCGCUUGAGAAGGCUGAUCACCCAGCAGUCCGUGCUUUCCUAUCUCGCCAUGUGAAGAAUGGAGGCUCCAUACCCAAGUCAGACCAGCUACGGAGAGCAUACCUUCCUGAUGGAUAUGAGAAUGAGAAUCAACUCCUCAACUCACAAGAUUGUUGACUAGGAGGUUACCACCAUUGUGAUCAAGAUAAAUGUGGAGUAUUAAAGUUAUGUGUUGAUUGUGUGGUUCAUUUUUGUAUUUAUUUCAUUUAAAAUCAUGUGACGCAGAAUAGUUUUGCAAUGUGUAUAUAGUUGCAGGCAAAAAAAAAAAAACAAAACACCUCACUGCAAAACUUAUUGUUAAUUUUAGUCACCAAUGGUAUAAAGCAAAACCUAGGUUUAGAGUGUGCUAGGAUACCUGAAACCUGAUGGUUAUCUUUACAAUUAAUGGUUUUUCUCCUGAAAUGUUUGUGCAUGGAAGAACUGCCCUGCUUUUUUACCCUGUUGCCAUGUAUGAUUAUUCCUUGUAAGAUUACUUAAUUACUUGGAUUGAAGACUAGCCUAUUGAAGCUGCUGCCAGGCAACACCACUUAACAGUAACUUAUAGGAAUUAUUUUCUUUAGAGGAUCCUCUUCAAAAAGGAAGGGAUAGUGGAAAACUGUUCUUAUAUCUUCAGAUCCCUAGCAGAAAUGACUGUUUAUUUCAAACUACGUUUUACUUGUAUAUGAUGUAGUUACCUUUACUAUCUUUCAAUUGCAUACUUCCCCUGCCCCCAUUUUAAAGGCUUAUUGUUGUGUUUUGUAGCAGCUUCAAGUGACCAAAAGACUAAAAUCUUUCCAUGUCGAUGCCAAAAGCCAAGGGGAAUUUUGCAGUGACAAGAUUUUAGUCUCUUACUAUGAAUACUAAUUUCAAACCAUAGCUUUCAUUUUAAGCAUCAUCUUGCAUUUGCAAACCUUUUUCUAUGUCUUGCUGUUAAAAGACUUCAAUGUUGGCAUUUUUAUUUAAAUAUGUUAUGGUUGAGUUUUCUCUUUUUUAUAGAGAAUUAGUAAUGAUUUUUUUGGCUGACAGAUCAGAUAAAAUUACUUUCUAUUCAUUUUUCUAUACAACUUUAUGAGUUUAUUUAGGUGAAUAGACUAGAAACAAGUUUACUUUAUCUGCUUUGCCUCCGGUGGUACAAGGUUUUUAACAUGGAUGGUAAACAAUUGUCUAGAAAUUCUGGCAGGUUUUUUGUAGUGGAGAUCUGGCAGUAUCCUGCAUAACUGUUGGGGUGAGGAAAUUGUUCUCUUAAAGAUCAACCAUGUUCAGGAAAUGAUCUCUGUUUGAACCUCACUGUCCUGUAAGGUUAUCCAAGUAGCUUAGCCUAGCUAAGUUCUAUCAGAGACCCAAAUUAUAUUUUUUGAAAAUUUAACAGCUGGAAACUUGGACUAGAGCUUUAAUAAGAAAUCUUAAAUUAUUUGAAAUUCAAGUUAAAAAUACUUAUGAGAUAUAUUUCUAUUACAAAGCAGUGACAAAUGAUGCCCUAUGUGACUUGGAGAUAUCUUUGACUUUUACCACAAAUCUUCAUUUAUAAAAGAAAAAGCCAAAGUGAAAAAAAGUUAGAUUGUGUAUUUUUCAGUAACAGCUUUCCAUAUCUUAAGAUUUUUUUACAGACUUAAGUUUCUAAUUCAGGUUGUCAAACUGGCCAUUUAACUUCAGAGAUUUGCAUUGUUUUCAUUAAAAAAUAAGCCUGCCACCAAAACAAAUCACUUAUCAAAAUGUGAACUGUUUUCCUUAUGUUCAGUUAUGUUAAAGUAGUAUAAUAAAUGCAUGCCUAGAGUAGUGCUCUCAUUGAUGAAGCACGUGUAUGAGGAGACCAGCAGCAAAACAGAACCAUAUGUGUUUUGCAUUUACUUCCUCUAGAAAAGAAUUUGCAGGCAACCAUGUUUAAUUUGAACUAUCCAAGAUGGUAGAUUUUAGAAGCUAGGAAUAAUUGAGUUUUAUAGCACUAUUUUCAGAAUACAAAAAGUUAGAUAUACAAUCAUUCUGUUUUUUGAAAUUCCAUGUGAUUGAAACUGCUCCCUAUUAUUUGGGUAUUCAUUUGCACUAAUGGCAAAAUGUGAUGGCAGAUCAGCUUUGAGAGUGGUCCUAAGCAGUAAACUGGAUGAUGUUACAUUAGAAAAACAUCAAUAAUUCAUAUUUAAGUUUCUAGUAGUUACUACUGAUUUGAUAAUCACUUAAAUUUUAUAUAUCUUAAUGUAUUUUUCAGACUCCUAAUUCCCACAUUCACUGUACCUAGGGGCCUGGUCCAUUCUGUUAGGAUUAUAUCCUCUCCUUAGAAAUGUUUUCCAUCUUGUUGUGGGGAUUUGGUAUUAAUGUUUCUUCAUUGAUUAUGAAACUUUUGUUCCCUGAAACUAAUUGACUUUGUCUAAAGUUAAAGAAAUAAGGCAGAAUGAUUGUUGUAGCCUGCUCAAACUGAUACAAGUCCCUGAAACCAUGAUUGGCAUAUGUUAGAUAACAAAUGAGGAUGUCUAAGAGGCAUAUGCUGCUUUGGAGGUGUAGUGAACGUGUGUACAGAAGUUUUCAAUCUUAACUAUAUAGUGUUAGUGUGAUGCUAUACUAUUGGAAAAAUAGCAACUUUUUUCUAUUUUAUAAGUUGUAUGCAUAAACAUAAGAUUUGUAAUGUUUCAUUUAUAAACUGCCUUCUUCAACACAUGUUAAUAGUGUUUUCUCAAAGUAUUGAUAGUAUGUCUUCCAGAAUUUCACGAUAUGCUUACAGUAAAUAGUUCCUAGCUUGUUGAAAUGUUAAAUUCUUUGUUGGCUUUCUUUUUGAUUCUGUGGGGGUGUAUAACAAGCCUGAAGGACAUUGUAAUCAUUUCUUACAGGGUGAAAAUUUAGAAAGAUUGUGUAUGAGAGCCUAUAUAGUUGUUUUAUCCAUUAUCAUCUUUGAUUAAGACUUAAAAAAAAUGCUAUUUCCAGUUAAUGCAUUUGGCCCUAUUGAAUUUUCAGGGACCAGAAAACAUUAAAGAAAAAGUUCUGCAUCUUGUAAUGGUAACCAAUUAAGCUUGAGAUUGUUCUGAAAGUAUCAGUUGCUUUAAAACUGUUGUAAGUGCAGUUGGCAAGAUCUCCAAGCUGAAACUUCCAUGUUAAAAUUUUGCCUGUAAGAAUUUGCACAUGAAUGUUAAUGGAAAACAAAAUAAAACUUAAGAUAGCCCAAAACAAAAGCCACAAACAGUUCAUCAUUUGGUGCUUAGUCUUUGUAAGGGCUCUCUAUUGUAUGACUUACCCCAGCUACCAUUAAGUGACAAAUCACCUUAAAACAUGUUCAUUUGAUUCAUAACAAGGAAGAUUGGGUCUAUGAUUUUAUUGCAACUCUUAGCCUAAAAUAAAUUGUUUUAGCUUCUGGUCAGCACUGAUUAAAAUGUGAAUAGUGAAGUGGCUAUCCUAAACUGGUUUAUCUCAACCCAUACUAUCAUAGAUUUCUUAGGUAAAUACAAAUCUUAUCUAGUGGUAUUCUACUUGUAUUCAGAAUACUGUAUUAAAAUUUUACUAUUUCAUUUUUGUAUUCCGUGCUUAUUUUUUGCUCACGCAUGUAUGCUUAGUUUAAACGUGUCACUUCUAAAGUUUUGUCUCUUUUAGAAAUAAAUUUCAGAAAAAUUGUUUCAAAA